Funneliformis geosporum is the source of this 246-nucleotide messenger RNA. Lineage: Eukaryota; Fungi; Glomeromycota; Glomeromycetes; Glomerales; Glomeraceae. The record is from the annotation of a GenBank genome assembly.
AUGGAUCAAAUCAGUAAGUUAAAACUGGAGAUUCAAGAAAAGGACGAAUUUAUUUACGAACUAAAACCUUAUAAAGAUAUUUGUUCAACGUCUGAAAGAAAACUUGAAUCUUAUGAACGUGAUAAUUCGCAAAAAAAUGAUGAAGUCAACGUUGGCGAUAUAUUUUCUAAAGCAUCAAAUCUGAAGUACUCUGGCAUCGAAGAGGGCCAUCUGAUUUUUCUUGACCACGCGAGAUUAUCAAAUUGA